Molecule: messenger RNA, 4137 nt
Organism: Catharus ustulatus (Swainson's thrush)
Lineage: Eukaryota; Metazoa; Chordata; Aves; Passeriformes; Turdidae
Gene: ALB
Product: albumin
Exons: 15
Coding region: 2269-4116 (615 amino acids)
Biological process (GO): transport
Cellular component (GO): blood microparticle; cytoplasm
Source: RefSeq, a predicted model, not a curated record
AAUGGAUCAUCCUAAAAUGCCAUAAUAAAUUCCUCUUUCUAAUACCAGGACAACUUAGCUGGUGUGAACACAGAGCAGUAUGAAAGCACUGAGUAGGAGAAAACUCAGUAUAACAUUUAAUAUUGUUAAACAAACAUGAGCAUUGAAGUUCAGCUCUCAGCAGUUAUAUGAACCAUUGGCAUGAAGUACAGGACAGACAACAGAAGAUAUCUAGAAAUAAACAUGGACCCUGUAUUCCAAACUUACAUAUUAACUCCAGGAGUGUUCUUGCUAACACUGCACAAUGCUGCAAGGGAAAAUUCCAGAGAGCUUUCAAGAUGCCCCAUUGCACUCACUGCACUGAAUUUCAGCUCUGCCCUCCCAGCCCUUAGCUGUAGUUUUCUGGAGACUUCUUUGGUACAGCCUGAGAGCAUCUCAAGACUUGUUUUACGACAUCAUUCAGCAAUACCACAGUUCUUUACCACCUUGUAGUCAUCCACAAAAUACCUAAACGUGUGUCUCUGUGCCACUGAAUGCUCUCUUAGGAUUUGAAAGGAGAUGGGUCUUCUCUGACAGAGGGAUAUGGUCAGUAAAAUAAUUACAGACUGGAUUAACAAGCUCUUUCCUCAGAUUUUGUUAGGCUAAAGCAGCACAGGUCUGAACAGUACAGAUUGUUCAUCAAGUCCCAUCAUUCUCCAGAAAUGUGAGAUUUUGCUACAAACAAUCCCCAUGUCUAACAUUAUGACAUUUCUAACAUUGCUUUUCUGCCCACCUGGCUGUCCUGCACCAUCCUUCAUGUAAGAGUUACCCAAAUAACCCAUAAAUUCCCAAAAGAGAGCCUUGUUCAUUUAAAUCACCAACAGAAUGCUGUCGUUUACCUACAAAAAUAUCAGGAGCACACUUGGGAAAAAUGCAGAUUUUUUUUCAACAGCAGCAGCAUGUAGAAAUGUAAUUGUGUGAAACUAUUCUGUGAACUCAUGUGAGUUUUAUGUGGUUAUUCCAGGAGAAAAGAAUGGCCUUUCUGGAAUGCAGGAUGCAUUGCCUUGGCAUUUUCCUUAAUGAAAACUGCCUGCAAAUAUUUUGAGCUUACACAUGUCAUCUGCUUUAUUUCAAAUGUCUUUUAAAGUUCACACUCAAACAAAAGCAAGUAUUUUGCAUGUACUUAGUCAAAUUUCCAGAAAACUGAUCAUUGAAUUGUUCUUACACUUCCCAUUAGGAAUAACACAGAGUUAUGCCAAACUGCCCACCUGAGGAAGAAAAACAGAGUAGAAAAGGGAACCUUAAAGACUAAGGGAGUGUUUGGAGACCACCUGCUCGGCUCUAGCACGUGGGUGCUCACAAAGCAAAGAGCUGCAAGGCAGCACAAAGCCUCCAGGUCUGUGGGUUGAUAUACACACACUGGGGACAUAAAUUCAUUAAAAUAAAUCGUAGUAUCUCCCACUGGGAAGCUACAAUACUUUGCACUCAGCAAGGAUCCAACCUUGUACUUGUUUGGGAAUUUUUGAAGCAUCUCACUGGGUGUCCUAUAAAACUAAUUUUGAUUUUAUUCCAUGUGCUGGUCCUCUGUGCAAAGUGCACAUUUCUUCCUGACUGAUCUCCUAAGGUACUGACUAAUCAAUGGGAAAUGUUUCAGAGAGGAGAGCAAUGUUUAAUUAAGAGAUUACUCUUGGGAGGAUGUCAGUACAAAUGAUAAAUUGCAAAAAUUGCAAAAAUGACAGCUCUUGCAAAUGUUUACCCAUACCCACAGAAAACCAGAGCAGGUCCUAACAAAUUCAGAUGCUCUAAUCAGCCACGGGUGUUUAGAUGAGCCAUCUCAUCUUAAUAAAGUGACUUAGAAUUAAAAUUCUAUAAUUUCAAGUGGACUGAGCCCUCUCUGGAUGAGCUGUUGCUAUACAAUACCAACAUGUUUUGCUUUUGAACAAAUACUAGCAAAAAAAAAGCCUAUAGGAUUAGCCCUGAUAACUUUUUUGACUGAUGCCUUGAACUCCUUGUUUGUCAUUUGAUAAGGAAAUUUACGCAAAACUUUAUCUUUUUUGAGUGCUGGGAGGUUCAACCUCUUCAGGACGAAAAGGCCCACAGUAACAAGACAGAAUAAAUAACUAAUAUCAAAUUAAUUUUUUACAAGGGCAGCUGAAGUUUUGUAAUCUUCUUCAGGCCAAAUAGAAAUUUAGAAAUGCCAGCUUGAGGGUUAAUAUUUUACAAGGGUAGUAAAGAGUAUAUAAGCAAAUUCUUUUCCUUCCAUCUUCCUAGCAUUUUUGAGCAAUUUUGCUCACAUCAUAACCUGAAACCAUGAAGUGGUUAACAUUAAUUUCAUUUAUUUUUCUCCUGAGUUCUGCCAGGUCCAGGAUUCUGCAAAGAACUGCACGAGAUGCAGAGCACAAGAGCCCGAUUGCCCACCGCUUCAACGACCUGAAGGAAGAGACAUUCAAGGCAGUUACCCUGAUCACAUUUGCCCAGUACCUGCAGAAGUGUUCCUACGAUGGGCUGUCUAAGCUGGUGAAGGAUGUUGUUGACUUGGCACACAAGUGUGUGGCCAACGAGGACGCUCCCGAGUGCUCAAAACCACUGCCCUCUAUUUUCCUGGAUGAGAUCUGCCAAGUGGACAAGCUCCGUGACUCGUACGGUGACAUGGCUGACUGCUGUGGGAAAGCUGACCCCGAGAGGAACCAGUGCUUCCUGUCCUACAAAGUUCACCAGCCAGACUUCAUCGCCCCAUACCAGAGACCAGCUGCUGAUGUCAUCUGCAACGAGUACAAGGACCACCGCGUGCAGCUCCUGGGAAAUUUCGUCUAUACUGUUGCAAGAAGAAAUCCCUUCCUGCACGCCCCAGCCAUCCUGGGUCUGGCUGCUGAGUAUGAAAAUGCACUUAAAAGCUGUUGUCCAGAGAGUGAUGUUGGUGCUUGCUUGGAUGCAAAGGCAGCUGUCAUCAAGGAGAGAGCCAAGAAAAUUGGUGUGAAGCAGAAGCACGACUGUGGAGUCCUGGAUAAGUAUGGUGAGAGGACUUUCCAAGCAAGUAAACUUGCUCGCCUGAGCCAGAAAUACCCCAGGGCUCCAUUCCCAGAACUUGUUAAGCUGGUGCACGAUCUGAAGGAUGCCUACCAUGAGUGCUGUGAAGGGGACAUGGUAGAAUGCGUGGAUGACUGGUCAGAGCUCAUAGCCUCUUUGUGCUCCAAACAAGACGUUUUCUCAAGCAAAAUCAAGCCCUGCUGUGACCUGCCACCUCUGGAACGGACCAAGUGCAUCAUCGAGGCAGAUUUUGAUGACAAGCCAGACAAUCUUCCUUCACUAGUUGAAAAAUACAUUGAAGAUAAAGAAGUGUGUAAAACCUAUGAGGCAAACCAUGAUGCAUUCCUGUCAGAGUUUGUCUAUGAAUAUUCACGAAGACACCCUGAGUUCUCCACACAGCUGAUCCUGAGGAUUGCUAAGGGAUAUGAAACGCUCUUGGACAAGUGCUGCAAGACAGACAACCCUGCUGAGUGCUACGGAAACGCUCAAGAGGAACUGAACAAGCUGGUCAAGGAAAGCCAGGAUGUUGUGAAAACAAACUGCGAGCUGUUCAAAACCCAUGGAGAGGAAGAGUUCCUUAAAGGAAUCCUGGUCCGCUACACCAAGAAAAUGCCCCAGGUAACAACUGACACCUUGCUGGAAAUCGGGAAGAAAAUGACGGCAGUUGGCAGCAAGUGCUGCAACCUUCCUGAGGAGAAACGCUUGUCAUGUUCUGAGCACUAUCUGAGCAUCAUCAUUGAAGACAUGUGCAAGAGGCAGCAGACCACCCCUAUCAACGACCAGGUUUCCCAGUGCUGCAACGACCUCUACUCCAACAGGAGGCCGUGUUUCACUGCCAUAGGCGUCGACACCAAAUAUGUGCCUCCACCCUUUGACCCCACGCUGUUCAGUUUUGAUGAAACCUUGUGCACCGCUUCUGCGGCUGAGCGCGAAGCAGGGCAGCUGAAAUUGCUCGUCAACCUCAUCAAGCGCAGGCCCCAGAUAACAGAAGAACAACUAAAGACAAUUGCUGGGGGUUUCACUGCCAUGACUGAGAAGUGCUGCAAGCAGGCAGAUAUUCUCGCAUGCCUUGGAGAAGAGGGUGCUACCCUAAUACUCCAGAGCAGAGCCACACUGGGAAUUGGUGUUUAACCCAAGGCAGGUUGCCAGCGG